Messenger RNA from Metopolophium dirhodum (rose-grain aphid), 5396 nucleotides. RefSeq names its product pneumococcal serine-rich repeat protein-like. The record is from RefSeq and is a predicted model, not a curated record. The transcript has 14 exons. Bases 210 to 4208 code for a protein of 1332 amino acids. Lineage: Eukaryota; Metazoa; Arthropoda; Insecta; Hemiptera; Aphididae.
CCGUCUUCAGUCAACCGUUUUCCGUCGGCCGCCGCGCGUCUUACCGUAUCGCCGUUACCGUGUCCGUCCGCCGUUUACGCAUUUUCUCCGUUUUCGCCGAUUUCGCGAAGUGCGUCCCGCAGUUUUCCUCGGACGCGAUAGUGCCGCCACGGUAUGAAUAAGUGAACCGUGUUUUUUAUUCUCACCGUCGCACCGGAAAACGCUGAAAAAUGCUGGGAGUCUUCAAGAAACGCUGGAAGCCCAAAAACAGGGUUACGAAAAGUGAAAACGGCGAUGAUCUGAUGUUGAGUUGUGGCAACGAAUACUCUGAACCGAUCAAUGCUUACGUGCUUCCGGACUCGCGUAUCGCCAAAUUAUGUUCGACCAGACAAAUGUAUCCGGUGUGUGAUAACAACUCACAUUAUUCAGUAACAUACGAAACACUAAAGCCGGUGUUAGUAUCGUCAGAUACGGCAUCCGUAGGAUAUGGAAAACUGGAAACUGUGCCGCCACCUAUUGGUGGAGUUUCGGGAAAAAUGUCGACCAUCAACGGUGGAAAUACAACUACCCCUAAUAUUUGUAUAGAGGGUGGCCGCAUUGAAUUCGUGAAAUCUCCAAUAGAUUGCGGUGAUGAAAAACAGGACUACUUGAAGGAGUAUAUGGAAGCGAAAAUCGUGCAGCUGGAAUCUGAGUUGGUCGCGGAACGGCGAAUCACGCAGAGGGAGAGGACGCUAAACUCCAAGCUUCAAAAACAAUUAGCUCGGCGUGAGUGGUUGCAGAGGGAUGUGGACAGAGAGAGAAGACUGCGCUUGGACACGGAGGCAAGACUCAAGGGUUCCAGUUCCGAGGCUGACAGAUGCCGCGUCAAGCUGUCGACUCUGCAAAAAGACUUCACCAAAAUGGAGGAAACCGUACGAUCAUUGCUUCAAUACAAAUCCAAGUUUGAGCAACUGAAGCAAGACCGACACUCUGUGGCCAACUCCUACGAAAAUCAAAUCUUGCAACUACAAAACGCAAUCACCAAACUCAAGAUUGAAAACGAAACGUUGAAGAAGCAGAUCGACACUCUCGAAGCAACGGGCAUCAGCCAAGUGCAAAAGGCUCUAGUCGAACGGCUCCGGAUAUUGGAACACGAGAAAAAUCGCAUCGAACGUGAGGGUGAACAACAGCGUAAACAGUACGAGAGGUGUCUAGACGACGUGGCCAAACAGGUGGUCAAAGCGGUCCUGUCACAAAAGGGUCUGCGGGAAGAGAUAUCCUCACUCCAGCACCGCGUCAAAGAGCUCGAGACCGGUAACUGCGCUCUAUCCGCACUUCUGGUGCAAAGGCUUCAGGGCCAGAAGAUCAACUAUUCACCGACCACGAUGCCGGUGGCCGAGAGCCGAUCGGUCAUGUUCGACAUCCACCGAUCGCCGUCCGUGAAAAUGGCUAUUGAACGACCGGCGAGUUGCGAUCUCACCAAGGGGCUGAAGAGAUUAAAAAAUGACGGAUGGCAGGCGGCCGUGUCGUACCACCGACCGCAGUCGUUGAAUCUAGAGAUUUGUUGCUCGCACAACGUUGAAGAGUCGACGAAAUGCGACAGAGUGCUCGGUGACGAGACGCCUGAGAGUGGUAACCGAGACGAAGGUUAUUCGACCAUGUCAAGCGACGUGCAAGGCACAACCGAACCGCCGUCCACCAAAGGUUUGGAAGACGUGAAGGAAGCCAACGAGAACGAAUCGAACGCGCUCAUGGAAUCAUCGCCUUGUUCCAGAGUGAUGAACAGCGAGGACACUGACGUGAUAUUCGUGCCGCUCAGCCUUUCGUUCAGCUUCAUCAACCCGCGCCACAGCUACCCGCCGCUGCGCUGUAUGCCAUCGGUGCAUAACAUCAUGCGCAGCUACUCAGACUCACACCUUUUCCUUAAGCUGGCUGCGGCCACGGGUGGUUUCGUCGAGGACGAGGACCGGACGUCGUGGUACAGCGGCGGCGAGCUGUGGGACAUGGACUAUGUGCAGCACUGGCUCCGGUUGGACGAGACGCGCACCGCCAUCCAGCAACGAAUGGAAUACGACGCGGCCGAGCUGGAAGACUGGAGUAUGGACGACUGCACUGGGACGGCGACUGGCUGGAAGCGGAUGUCGGCGGCAGAUGGAAAACUGCAACAGUCGUUGCCAUGCAUUGAGGAAGAUGAUGCGACCGGCUCGUCGUCGACGUCCUGUGGUCGAAAAGGUGACCUCCUGCAAGACAUGGGAUCGACAAGAGAUAUGUCGUGGUACCACUUCCAGCAGCAGCACCACCACCACCAACAUCAACACCAACACCACCAACAACACCCCUACGUGCAGCAAGGCCAGAUCCAGGUACAUAAUCACCAUCAGCACGACUGUCAGCAGCAACAGCAGCAGCAGCACAACCACCACCAUCACCACCUUCACCAAAAUCAGCACCAGCAGCCGUCGUAUGGUUCGGGUUCGCCAGGUGGCGACUCGUGGUCGAGCGCUGACGAGUAUGCAGCUGCGGAAACACCGCCGUCCAAGAGGUCUUCAGUCAGCUGCUCCGCGGACAGCAUCGAACUGCUUCCACCACCUGGACCGAUCGCUGGCACCGACUUCACUCGUGACUUUUACCGACUGGUCAAGUUCGAAAGCUCCAAAAGCCUGGCGUCCACCUCGUCGCGGAGCGUGACGGGUGGAGGAUGCGAUCAUCGGACGCCGCCAGUGGUCGAGGCGCAGUUGGACCGCGACCAGGCCUUGCAGAGCGUGUUGGACUUUAUUGCCGAACAGCAGCAGUAUUGCUUAUCCCGGCAGGCCGAAGACAAACGAGAGCCACCGCGUGUGCCGUCACCCGCUGUCCCAGCCGAGGAGUCCCAUCAUUCAGACCAACCGAAGGCCGAUGUUGGGCCUCAGACACCACCGCCACCACCUGCUCUGCCGACAUCCAAUCCUACCCCACCGGUUGUACUGCUGGUGGCGCAUCAGACGUAUGACAGUAACAGCUGCAGCGACAACCUGCUAAACUCCAAGGACAGCGGACUGUGUGGCAGUGACGUGGAGAUCGAGUGUCUGCCUGAAGACUGCAGCUACGCGGCUGACCAAUCGCCGACGGCCGCGUCUACACCUCUGUCCACGCUGCUCAGGACCGUGAUGGAAGAAGACGAAGAGGCGUCGGCUAAGUCAACAUCCCCGCAGCCACCAUCGUCGUCCACCGGCGCUGGUGGUUCGAGCAGCGGUUGUACGGCCGACACUACGGUGUGCAUGGUCACCGCGUGGGCGGCUGCGUCGUCCAAGGAUCUGAUCGACCAACUGAACUGGAUGGACGGUUGCGGUGGAGGCCAUCCCCUCUUCGGCACGUCUCCCGAGGAUGACGUCGUCGAACGUCGCUCUCCGACGUCGUCACCUGACCUGGACGAGGCGUGCUGUUGUCCUACCGGAUGGGUUCACGUCGAACGAGACAUCGAUUUCGCUGACCCAAAGGAACGAGCCAACCUGUUGGACGUCAUGUUGGCGUCCAGCCGGAGUUCAUCGAGCAGCACGAGCAGCGCGUCGACGGGCGAGGACGACGACGACAGCAGCUGCAGCAGUGGCGUCAGUGGCGGAACCUGCAGUGGCGAGAGCUGCAGCGGCAGAGCUGGCGGUGGCUGCAACGACACGACCGACGACAGUAGCGACGACGAACGCGACCCGAACGACGAUGACGUCGCUCGCCUGGUCAGCAGACGGCGGACCACCGAGGCCGGAAUCGAUGCUGCAAACGAAGAAUCGUACAACCGUCUGCACAAGUUGCACCGGGUGCGCAGACAGAAAAAAGCGUCCGCCAUCCGCGACGGUUUCGGCGUGCUCCGGUGCCCGUCAGCGGGACUCCGACAGUCGAUCGUUGGCCGCAGCGACUUCUUCGUCCGGUUCGGCGACAAAGAGCGAGAGGCCAUCUCCAACUUUGACUUCCUGGACGACCUGUCCACCACAUCGCUGAGCACCGACUCGAGCGACCGCCCGCCGUCGCCCCGCCGGCCGGCCGCGUCCACGCCCGAGACCGCGUCCACCUCGGCCACCAGCCGCCACGGCAAAUACUACUCGUACACGUGUUCCUCGUCGGCCACCGCGGCGGCCGCAAACGCCGUAAACACCGCGAUGCCCGGCCACCGGCGGCCGUCCACGUCUUCGUCUGUGCUGCCCGCCGACUGCCGGCGGCAACGACGCCGCCGCUACUCCGGCCUGUCGCUGAGCGAUUCGUGCGGCGACUCGGACUGAGGUUGUACCUACCAUCCAUCCAAUGAUGUAUCGGAGGAUUAUAAAAAUAAUAUUAUAUUACGAUCGUCAUUGUUUUUUUUUUGUCAUUAUUGUUAUUAUUAUGAUCUUGUCGUGAUCAUAAGCAUGAUAAUAUUAUUAUUAUUUGUAAACAAUAAUAUUUGUUGUACGAUCCGUCGCGCGGAAAUAUUCUUCCGACGAUUCCUCUGCGUUUCGCGUUUAUUUUUUUAAACAUUUAUAAUAUUAUAUAUUAUAAUAUAUCACCACCCCCCCCCCCCCCCCCCCACAAAUAUUAUUAUUAUAAAUUAUGAUGAGAUAUUAUGUACGUUUUCCUUGUUGGACAACAUUUCUCGGCUCGAGACCGAGGCGCGCAGUCGCCGCCACCGCAAUAAAAAUGUAAAAGAUUUUAAAAAUUAAUAUUUUUACGAAAAAGUAGGUAGGUCCAUGAUACAAGGCACUCAUUACACGUCUGUAUAAUAAAUGUCUUAAAAUGUACACUUAAUUAUUCACAUAAACAUUACAUCGUCGUGGGCGCGUUGCGGGGGAGGUUCGGGGUGGCUUGCGGAUGAUUAGCACCUCCGGUUUGGAAAUUUAGCACCCUUUUGCUGGAAUAACCGGAAUUAUAUUAAGGGGCUUUAGCGAUGCCCCCCCCCAGUUUUUUCAUUGAAAUCGUGUCCCCGAUUAUUAUGAAAUUGAAGUAAAUACUAUUUUUAAUCUGUACACUCAGGUGCCUACCGUAUAAUAUUUUUUGUAUAGUCGUCGGAGGCGGCGGCGUUUAGUAUUAUUAUAAUUUCAUUGCGUUAUUACGUGUACGUUACACGUCUUAUAUAAUAUUAUUAUUAAUUAUUAUUAUGUAUUAUGAUAUAAUUAAUAUCAUACGUCUUAUAUUGUAGUUAUUGUUUCGUUUGUCGGCGCCGCUUGUACCUCGUGAAAAAAACCGCGUGUUUUCUUCUUUUUAUUAUUAUUAUUAUUAUUAUUAUUAUUGUGUCUAAUAAUAAAAAAAACUAUAAACGUGCAUAAAAUAUUAUUAUUAUUAAUAUUAUAUUAUGAUCAUUCAAACGCGAAUCAUAUUAUUAUAUAAUACAGUCUAUAUUAAUAUUAUAUUAUUGUAUAACUAUUAUUGUCGUAUCGAUGAUAUUGCUGUGUGUGUGUAUUAUAUUAAAUACAUAUUAUAUAUAUAUACAUAAUAAA